Molecule: messenger RNA, 10784 nt
Organism: Eriocheir sinensis (Chinese mitten crab)
Lineage: Eukaryota; Metazoa; Arthropoda; Malacostraca; Decapoda; Varunidae
Gene: faf
Product: probable ubiquitin carboxyl-terminal hydrolase FAF-X
Exons: 52
Coding region: 260-8365 (2701 amino acids)
Biological process (GO): cell migration; protein deubiquitination
Cellular component (GO): nucleus; cytosol
Molecular function (GO): cysteine-type deubiquitinase activity; cysteine-type endopeptidase activity
Source: RefSeq, a predicted model, not a curated record
CGCAUUUACAGUCGCCAUUUUGAGGAGAGGGACCCCUCCUUCUGUCAGCUGUCCUCUGUGUUGGGUCACGUCCGGGCCGCUGGUCAGGGUCUGGCGGUGGCUGGAUGGCGGGUGGGUCUCCGUAAGGCGUCCACCUCCCUCUCUCGCAGGACUUUGCAGCUUAACAUCCCAAAGUGGAUGUAUGGUUAGAGGUGUGGCAUCCGGUCGUGCCACUGGGUGAGGGACAGGCAGGCCAGCACCGCCGCCUCACAACAGCGCUAUGACCAUCGCAAUGAUAGCCAAUCAGGACCACCCGCAGGAGGGACCACCUAACACCCCCCCACAGGGUGGGGAUGGAGAAGUGCUGGGUGAGGGUGAAGGGGAGGACAUGGGUGGGGGGGAGCCAGACUUUCCCCUGGAUGCCCUGGCCCGCCUCGAUGAGAUGAUCCACCGCCAGCGCUGGGUCGUCCCCGUCCUGCCCAAAUGUGAGCUAGAGGUACUCCUGGAGGCAUCCAUUGAUCUGUGCCAGAAAGGACUGGAUACCAGAAGUGAAGCAUGCCAGAGGUUCUUCAGGGAAGGGCUCACCAUAUCUUUCACCAAAAUCCUCACAGAUGAAGCUGUGAAUAGUUGGAAGUAUGAGAUUCAUAGAUGCAUCUUGAAAAACUGCGAAAAGUUAAUAGAAUUAGUUGUAGUGAAGCUGCACCAGGAUUGGUUUUCUUUACUAGACCUUCUUGCUAUGGUGCUGAGUCCCAAUUCCAAAUUUCACACAUUUAAUGGCACUCGUUCCUCGGAGACAGUACAGCAGGGAUCCCAGAUCCCAGACUAUGAACUGUAUGCUAGACCUCCAGACCCCAGAAAUCCUAGAGGGUGGCUGGUGGACCUCAUUAAUCUCUUUGGCAAGCUCGGUGGCUUCCAGAUUCUUUUAGAACGAUUCCAGUCGGGCAAGAAUCUUUCUGUUCCAGUCAUCUGUGCACUCCUUCGGCCCUUUGGCUUCUGCUAUGAGAUGCUCACUGUUUCAACUAUAGAAAAAUACUUCAUGCCUAUUGUAGAAGUAGUGCCUGCCUUUUUGGAAAAUCUGACGGAUGAGGAGCUGAAGAAGGAAGCCAAGAAUGAGGCCAAGAAUGAUGCUCUGUCAGCCAUCAUCAAAGCCAUCAAGUGCCUGGUGUCCCGUGUCCCCAGCCAGGAGGAAACUGCCAAAAACCUUGAGAUUUUUAGGUUAAAGAUGAUACUCAGGUUACUGCAAAUUUCAUCAUUCAAUGGGAAGAUGAAUGCGCUCAAUGAGGUGAACAAAGUGAUCACUAGUGUUUCCUACUACUCACACCGCCAUGGCCCUGUUGAGGAGGAGGAGUGGCUCACUGCUGAAAGGAUGGCGGAGUGGAUCAAGGAAAACAGAGUGCUCCAGAUUGUGCUGCGAGAUUCCCUCCACCAGCCACAGUAUGUGGAGAAGCUUGAAAAGAUCAUCCGCUUCAUAAUCAAAGAGAAGGCCCUUACACUCGAGGAUUUGGAUGACAUAUGGGCGGCGCAGCACGGGAAGCAUGAGGCCAUUGUAAAAAAUGUGCAUGACCUCCUGGCAAAGUUGGCAUGGGACUUCUCCCCAGAACAACUUGACCACCUCUUUGGCUGCUUCCAGACAAGCUGGAGCCAAGCCAGUAAAAAGCAAAGGGAAAAGUUGUUGGAAUUGAUUCGAAGGUUAGCAGAAGAUGACAAGGAUGGAGUCAUGGCUCAUAAGGUCUUGUCACUGCUAUGGUCCUUGGCUCACUCAGAUGACGUGCCCACUGAGAUCAUGGACCAGGCACUUAACGCCCAUGUCAAAAUCCUAGACUACUCAUGUUCACAGGAUCGGGAUAUCCAGAAGAAGCACUGGCUGGACCGGUGUGUGGACGAACUCAAGCAUGACAAGUGGGUGCUCCCAGCCCUCAAGCAGAUAAGAGAGAUCUGCUGCUCCUACAGUGAGGCCCCACCCAACUUCUCCCAGCACCAGCGCCCCACCCCCCAUGUCAGCUAUCGCCAUGACAUCAUAUCCAAGCUGCAGAACCAACAUUCCCUGGUGGUGCUUGUGGCUGACAACCUCACCACCUACAUGAAGAACAUCAGGAUAGCAGCUAAAGAAAAUCCUGAUUUGAAUCCCGCAGACAUAAUACCAGAUGGAAGAUAUAAUCACAUAUACCAGGUUCAAGAGCGACUAAGCUUCCUGAGAUUUUUAUUGAAGGAUGGACAAUUGUGGCUGUGUGCACCCCAAGCCAAGCAAAUAUGGAACUGUCUGGCCGAAAAUGCAGUCUUCACAGUGGACCGCGAGUCAUGCUUCAAGUGGUUCUCCAAGCUGAUGGGUGAUGAGCCAGACCUCGACCCAGAGAUCAACAAGGACUUCUUUGAGAACAACAUCCUCCAGCUUGACCCAUCACUGCUCACCGAAAAUGGCAUGAAGUGUUUUGACAGAUUCUUCAAGGCAGUGAAUUCCAAAGAAGGGAAACUUGUAUUGAAGCGCCGAGUGCACCUUAUGGAUGACGAUGACCUCAUAGGGGUGGAUUACGUGUGGCGGGUUGUGUUGUGUGGGACAGAAGACAUUGCCAGCCGUGCCAUAGAGCUGCUCCGGGAAACUUUCACCAACCUUGGCCCAAGACUCCAGGCCAACCGUGUCAUUAUUCACGAUGACUUCCUCUCCAGCUGUAUGUCCCGUCUUAAGGCUAUGUAUGACACUGUAUCAGUGUUAGAUCGGGAUAAGGAUUCUAUUAAUAGAGUGCGGCAGGACACCACAAGGAUGUGCCGUGUCCUCAAGGUCCUCUACGAGUAUGUUUCUGAGUGUGAUGGUGAUUUUGGGGAUGACCGAUCCAUCCUACCUCUUGGAAGAGCAUCAAGAGGGAAGCACCUGUCCUUGCUGGUGAGGUUCCCAGUGCAGGGACGGCAGCCAGAUGAACUAGAUGUCUGGACCCACACCAACGACACCAUGGGCUCCAUCAGACGGCAGGUUCUGCAUCGAUUGAAAUCCACAGCACCAAACGUCAAAGUGGAACUUUACCUCAACACCGACCCCAUUGAUCCUGUGGAGGACAAGAAAAUUAUUGCCCAGAUGCCCUUGAGGGAUAAGAUGGUUUUAACAGCCAAGUUAGUGCAGGCGGGAAGCAACAUGCCCUCAUCCCCAGACAGCUCCUCAGACUCAUCCACAGGCUCACCACAGCACCCUUAUGAAGGCCCCAAUGUUGAGGCAGAAAACUGUCUUCCUGGUGUUAUUAUGUCAGCACAAGCCAAGUACACACAAUUCCUGCUCCAGCUGGCUGAUUUGGGCUGCACCCUACAACUGCCACAGCUCAGAGACAGUGCUCGGGCACUCCUCAACAUCAUGCCUGCUGACCAGUUCACAGUUAACAAUCUGCGAAGUAUCUGCAUGGAGCACGCCAAAAUUGGGGACCAAAGUCUAUCUCCUUCCCUUGAAAACAUCGUCUUCUCCUCAUCACCCUCUCAAGUCCUCUACAACCUUCAAGUUUUGUACUCCCUGCUCAUGCCGGCCCAUAACCCCAUGACGGAGAAGGCCCUUGAGUUCCAGUACAACUUUAUGAAGAGCGGAGGUGUGAAGAUCAUCAUUGAUAUGUUGGCCAAAAACAACUUCCUCUCCAAUACAGACAUGCCAACCAAGAGGUCAGCCUUCCUGGUGGUAUUGAAGUUAGCCAAGCUGGCCUUUGUGACAGUAGGCUAUGCCAUCGUUGGUGUAGUAGCCGGCUCAGUAACAUCCAGCACCCCGGCCACAACCACUAACAGCAAUGGUGGUACAGAGGAGACUUCUUCUACACCAGGGGGAAGUGGCAUACCAGCCUCAACACACACACAGGCGCUAGUGCUGCAAGAGGCACUGCACCACAUCCCGAACCCAUCUUCGGACUGCAUGGUGCGGAACGUGGCCAGUCGUCUCGCCCAGUCCCUCCACGACCAGGUCACUAUCACCUCCUGCCUCUGGGCACACUUUGUGACGGGUGUAGUGCCAGACAUGAGUGUGGUGCGUGCCAUACUCAAAAUUACUUGGGCAUCAGCGGCAGGCCAGGUUCACCUAAUCACCUCCUCUUUAGACGAAAUCGAAAAGGCCACCGAGCGGCCACCCACUAAACCUCCAGAUCCUGAGGACUUGCAGGUGUGCCGUGAAGGUCUGGAAACAUUGUCUGUAGUGUUGGCUCUUUAUCCUCCUGCCCUGGAGACCCUCACCAAGGACAACCAGUUCCACAAGUUGGUGAUGGGUCUGGUGCUAGUGGGUGGGGAGCGCAGUAUCCGACAGUGUGCAGUGGAGCAGUUACUACUCAUGGCAACCAAGUGUUCCAAUUCCCCACACACCCUUGUUGUCUUCAUUGUCAUGCUCUUCAAUGUGUUGAAUGGCCUCAAUGGCGAAUAUUCUAAGGAGUAUUUCCAGUUGUUGUGUGGACUUUUGAACUGGGCCUGCAUGUCCAAUGUGGCUGUGACAGGUGUUGAUCGCCUCCUGGCAGCUGAGGUGGAAUGGCUGAAGAAUGUGAGGGCUAGUGUGUGUCAGAUGGCCCAGGGUGGCCCCGAGCCCCCAGUGGAUGAGACUCUCCUGGAGGGCCAUUUGUGUGUCACACGGGAGCUGGUGGCCUUCCUCCCUCCUGAGAAGAAAUAUGAAAUUGGGGGUGAUCCCACCAAGGGAAUAUUUCUCAUCAGGGAACUUGUAGAAGACUUUAUAUUCCCUUUUUCUAAGGUGUACCUUCAGUUAGAGCAUGCUUCUGAGAUGCCUGCUGAGCAGGCCAUACCAGUGUGCUCAACUCAACCAACUGUGAUAGCAGCUUAUGAACUCCUAGUCACUCUCUGUACAGGCUGUGUCCCCAACCUCAAACUCCUGGCAGAAAUGCUCACUAACAUGUAUUAUUCUGACUGUGACGAGAGCAUUGGGGAGUGGGAGUACCUGCCCCCGGUGGGUCCCCGGCCCUUCAAAGGCUUUGUAGGACUUAAGAAUGCAGGUGCUACCUGCUACAUGAACUCUGUCCUUCAGCAGCUCUACAUGAUCAGGCAAAUCAGACAUGGUGUGUUAGCAGUGGAAGGAGCUGCCACCGACCCUGAGGAAGACUUCAGUGGAGAGGAAAGGAUGGAACAAGAGACCAACCUUGAUGGCAACGAGGAGGACACAAUGAGUAGCAGUUCCAACGAAGAGAGCAGAAAGGAGUACCACAUAGGCAUCCUCAAGCAGGUUCAAGCCAUCUUUGCACACCUUGCCUGUUCCAAGCUCCAGUACUAUGUUCCCAGAGGACUAUGGAAACACUUUAAGUUGCAAGGUGAGCCUGUCAACCUACGUGAACAGCAUGAUGCCUGUGAAUUCUACAACAUCCUGGUGGAGAGCCUCAACGAGGCCCUCAAGGCUCUCGGCCAUGAACAAAUCAUGAACAAGAUUCUCGGAGGCUCAUACUCUGACCAGAAGAUCUGCAAAACAUGCCCACACAGGUAUUCUCGAGAGGAAACCUUCACAGUUAUAAGCAUAGACAUUCGGAACUACAGCAACCUCUACGACUCCUUGGAGCAGUACGUCAAAGGGGACCUGCUUGAAGGGGACAAUGCAUACCUGUGUGAGAAGUGUGAAAAGAAGGUGGACACAGUUAAGAGAAUUUGUCUGAAGAAGCUUCCCCCCAUCAUGGCCAUUCAGCUCAAGCGCUUUGACUAUGACUGGGAGAGGGAGUGUUCCAUCAAGUUUAACGACUACUUUGAGUUUCCCCGGGAGUUGGACAUGGACCCCUACACAGUUGCUGGACUGGCAAGAAAUGGGGAACUGAUAGACUAUGACCCCGAGGACAUGAAGACUGUGGUGUGCAGUAAGUACAAGCUGACGGGCAUUGUUGUGCACAGUGGCCAGGCCAGUGGUGGACACUACUACUCCUAUAUCCUACACAGAAAUGGAAAUGACCAGAGGUGGUAUAAAUUUGAUGAUGGAGAGGUGACAGAGUGUAAAAUGGAUGAUGAGGAUGAAAUGAAAAACCAGUGCUUUGGCGGUGAAUAUAUGGGGGAGCAAGUGUUUGACAACAUAAUGAAGCGGGUAAGCUACAGGCGGCAGAAGCGGUGGUGGAAUGCCUACCUCCUCUUCUACACUAGACUGGAUGUGGAGGAGGACAAUCUCUGCAACUCUCUCAAUGAGCUGAGUUUAGCGGAACGGCCAGGGUUAAUUAAAAUGCCAAGCGCCAUUGACCGAUCAGUGGUGAGGCAAAAUGUUCGCUUCAUGCACUCCAGGUCCCAGUUUUCUCCUGAGUACUUCCAGUUCCUGAAAAAGCUCAUCAUGACCAAUCAUCAAUUUGUCCUCCAACCCCCUCAGGACAGGGUGGCAGAGGCAGAGGAGAUUGCUAUGCUUAGUGGUCAGCUCUGUAGCAAGUUCCUCUUCUCGGUGGGUUUGCAUACCAAGAAGACACUGCGAGGCCCUGCCACCGAGUGGUAUGAUGCACUGCAGGUACACCUGAGAGCCUCGGUUCACACCCGUGCCUGGUUUGCUCAACAUGUGCUGUUUGCCCAGCCACACCGCUUCAUGGAAUACCUUCUUGAGUGCCCUGCACCAGAAGUAAGGAUGGUCUUUGGCAAGCUCAUUGUGCUGGUGGCCCACUGUGCACGGAAUGAUCCUCCACUUCCCCUUGGUUGGGGACCCCUGAAACAUCACCCAGGUCUGGACAUGAGUGGUGGCGGAUGCACACUAAGUGAUCAGCUUCUUGUGGCCGUUCUGCUGUUACUCAACAAGGAGGUGUCUGAACAUGGCCGCCACCUCGUCCAGUACUUUCACCUGUUCCAUCUUUAUGCUUCCCUUGGCCCAGCUGAGAAGCUGCAGCUGCUCAAGCUGAAUGUGGUGGAGAUGUUCAUGCUUGUUGCCCUGGAUGAAGGUCCAGGCCCUGCCAUCAAGUACCAGUAUGCUGAGCUGGGCCGACUCUACCAGGUGGUGUCCCAGCUCAUCAGGUCCUGUGAUGUGUCCCAGAAGCAGCAAUCAUCCCAGCCAAACACUGCACCGCUGCCCAACCCUCAUGGUGACCCAUCCUGCCCCGAGCCACUAAUGGUCAUAGAGCCUAAGGUAGCCGAGAUCCUGUAUAGCAGAGCAACAUAUGUGAAGAAGAUCAUUGAAGAUGCUAACACGUCAGAAGACACUGUAAAGCUGCUCAAAUUCUGCUGCUGGGAGAACCCUCUCUUCUCAUCCACCGUCCUCUCAGAGCUGUUGUGGCAGAUUGCUUACUCCUACACGUAUGAGCUGCGGCCAUACCUGGACCUCCUCCUCCACAUGCUGCUACUAGAUGACUCGUGGCAAAACCAUAGAAUCCAUAAUGCUCUGAAAGGUAUUCCAGAAGACAGAGAAGGUCUAUUUGAUACCAUCCAGAGAAGUAAAAACCACUAUCAAAAGAGGGCAUACCAGUGCAUCAAGUGCAUGGUGGCUCUCUUCUCCUCGUGUUUAGCAGCCCAGCAGAUGCUGAACUCAAAUGGCGACUUAAAGCGCAAGUGGACCUGGGCUGUGGACUGGUUAAAUGAUGAACUGGAGCGGCGGCCAUAUGUAGCCAACCAGCAGUAUGGCUUCAAUAACUGGUCACCACCAGCCCAGAGCAAUGAAACCAGCAACGGCUAUUUCCUUGAGCGUUCCCCCAGUGCACGCUCCACCCUCGAGAAGGCCUAUGAACUGUGCCCUGAGGAUGAACCAGAACCAGAGGAGUGUGAAGAGGCAGAGGUUGCCGUACCAGAAGAUGUUGCUCCCCUACCACCUGUUUCUGAGCCAGGACAGCAACAGCAGCAGCCACAGCAGCAGCCACCACAUCAAGCACCACAACAGCUUGGGCAAUCACAACAGCAGCAGCAGCAGCAACAGUUACACCAACAGCAGCAGCAGCAACAGCAACAAAAGUUGCCACCUACCUCAGGGUCUCAACCUUCUAGUUCACAGUUAAAUUUUUCAAGUAAAGAUUCACCAGGAAAUUCCCAGAAUCGAAGCAGUAGUGGUGGACCCAUGACAGUAACAGUCAGCAUUGGUGGUGGGAACGGAGACACAAACUCGAUAACUUCCACAGCGACCCUCACCACCACCACUAUCACCACCACCUCCUCCUCCUCCUCCAACAUAGGUGGGGGACCUUGUACCCACAACUCUACCACCGCCUCCACCUCAACAACCUCCACCAACACCAACAUAUCGAGCAAUCCUGUCGGCCCACAGACCACCCCAACCAACAACAUCAGCACCACCACAAGUCUGAGCAGCCUCAGUAGUAACAACAGCACCACCAACACCUCCACCACCAAUAACAGCACCAGUAAUGUUGGCACUGGUGGUGGUGGGGGAAACAAUAAGACUCCUCCCUCCUCAUCUCCACAAGUGACUCAGUACCCCCAGCAGCCCCCAGCACCAGAUGUCACCACUACCACCACCACCCAGGAGAACCGAGAAUAAGGCACAAGCUGAUGAUCCAGUUGUGUACUAGUGGAAGGUGGUGACAGCAGCCACAAAAUAGCUGCAUGUAGCUUCUGGAAUGGUGUGUAUGUUUAUGAGGCUCCAGCAAAUCCCCUUCCUCAUCUAUUGAAAAAUAUGACACAAGUUAGUGAAAAUGGAAGGUCAGAAGGUCACAGUGUUGGGUGAGUGGGAACAGUUAUGACGGUAUAAUAACAAGUUCCCGUAUUUGAGGUAAGCGAUUCUCAAGUCUCAACUCUCCCCAUCUGGACCUCAUUUGAAAUACCCACACUCACAUUAUUUUCAAUAUAUAUAUAUAUACACAUAUAUAUAUGUGUGUGUGUGUGUUUGUGUGAGUAUGUGUGUGUGGGUUGGUCUGAGAAUGACCCAUAAUGAAGAGAUACUCCUGACACAAGGAAAUAUAAUGUGUAUUGAUUGUAUAUAUAUAUACAUAUAUAUAUAUGAGUGGCAUUGAAUUACGUUGCUGUUAGAAGAGAGUGUUCCUUCUGCUCAAAGUGAACGCCUGGACCCUCUUUAUACGAUACGGCUUUGGUGACCGCAAGUUCACAGCAACUCUGUAUCAUUUACUUGUGACUGUGCCGCCAGGAAGUUUUGUUUGAGACAUAUAUAUAUACAUACAGUGAAGUAGAAGAGCAGUUGUGUGUGAACCUUGGAGGGUGAAGGACAAAGAAGGAAGUAAAAGGAGUAUUUGUAUUUUUGCAUCCUGAGACAGCAAGUGACUUUUGAAAAAUUCAUUCUUUGAAGUUUUUUAAUUUUUUUUCCAACAGUCUCUUGUAAGUGUGGUAGUCUAAAAAUUCUGUCCUCAAGAUUUUUUUUUUCUUAGUAAUGUAAUUUUCAUAAAUACACUUCCAAGGAUGUCCUUAAUUCAGUAUUUACAUGUUAAAUUGUACUGUGUAUGUACUGAAGUCUCUCCACACGUGACUAGUCAAGCAGUGAGUAGCGGAAGCUCCUGAGUUAGUCUGCAGUUUUUCACUGCCUUACAAGGCACCACCUGCCUGCUGACCAGUAAAAUUUUGACAGAUGGUAUUGCAUGAAGUGUCACUGUACUGUACAGGUGUUGCAAAACAACACAUUGGCUGUUUGCAGAGUAAAGCACCCUGGCCUUUGAUAGCCAAGUGCCAACACCAUGUGAACCUCACUGGGAGAGGGAGCAGUCAUGAGAACCUCCUUGCACAUCAUCUGCCUGUGCAAAGUGCAAUCUGUUUAAAACAAGGACUUGACAGUUAUUUAAUGGAUCUUUUUGUAGUGGGAUUUAGGCAGUGCCUAUGAAUGAUAAGACACAUUUUUCCACUGAGAAUACUUCACCAGACAUGAGGCUCCCAGCUUGAAUUCUGUGUUUGGGUUCCAUGUUUAUAUUUUGUGAUACAAUUGGGUUAUGGUAAAUGAUGGCGUGGAAUAAGUUUUGAUGUUACUGAUGCCAUGAUGUGAAAAGAUAAUUAUAUAACUUUGUAAGAACCCAUAUCCUAAAGACAUUUGAUAUUCCACCACCAUUAUCUUAAUUGAAUAUUACUUACAUACUCUUCGCUGACCACCAACCAUUUCAAGUCAUACCCCCGCACCACCAACCAGCCAUCCCGAGCAAAAUCUUGGGCUCGGGAGUAAUGAGACUUUACUGUUGUGGGAUCCAUGCCAGCCAGCCACAGCAUUUGGGCUGAGUCCCUAAAGGGUGUGCCCCAGUAAGACCACACCUCUGAUGGGGAGUCGCCACAGAGGGUUGUGGUGGCAGUAGGGAAGCCACAACUCCUGCUUAUUGUCUGUGAGCCACGUGCUGCUGCAAAGGUGUAACCAACCACCUGUUGUUGUGACUUAGUAAGUUUUUGUAUGAAAACUUUUGUUAGUUCACUAUUUCUGAUAUAAAUGAUGAUGAUGAAGCAGUUUGGAGUGGAAUUAGUGGUAGCAGUGAGACACCAUCUGUAGGAGCUGAUCCAGCCUCAUGCAUCUGCUUGUUACUGUCUUGUUUGCCUACUAAUGUAUUAUAGGUUUCCCACACAGAUGCCUUUUUUGUUUUAAGGACCUCAUUUUUGAAUGCUAAAAAGUAACGGUAUAGCUACUGGAGAGUGGCUAGCUAUAUUGUAAAUUCUUAAAUGACAUGCAUAUUAGAUAUUUGCAUAAGGAGCUUUGAUGAUUGGUAAAACUUUUUUAAUUAUGAUAUUUGCUGCCACCAACUGUGAUUAUAAGAAAUUGUGAAGACAUGUAAACAAUGUAUGAUGUAGUAUUUUCAUGUUACUACCUUGUCAAUAAUUGUAAAGCACCAGAGAAUACUUGUAUAUCACUGUAUAAGAUAUAAUUUAAUUGAAACGGAGCAAUUUUUUAUUGAAAUCAUUUAACAGAUUUAUUUUUAUGCUGAUUCCCUCUUCCUUCAAACAUCGUGCUUUUGUGUCUAAAAUAAAACCAUUGCUUA